AUGGAGGCGGACCGCGACAAGCGCAUGCUGGAGCGCGAGGUGCUGCGCAACAUGAUCCAGCAGUGGAACGCCAACCGACUUGACCUAUUCGAGCUCAGCGAACCCAACGAGAACUUAGAGUUUCAUGGGGUGAUGCGGUUCUACUUCCAAGAUUCGGGCCAAAAGAUUGCGACGAAAUGCAUCCGCGUCGCCUCCGAUGCUACAGUCAGCGACGUUAUAGAGACGCUGAUCGAGAAGUUCCGUCCGGACAUGCGCAUGUUAUCGCUGGGCUCUUAUUCUCUUUGGGAGACGCACGGGCCGGACUACGAGCGGCGUCUCGAGCCGCACGAGAAACCGCUGCUCGUGCAACUCAAUUGGCACACCGACGAUCGUGAGGGGCGUUUCUUGCUCAAAUGUCUCACCAACAACGAGGUUCCUUUGUCUUCCGGCAUCGAAAAAGCGGAUCAGAACUUUAAAAGGAAACUAUCGAAACGAGAAAAAAAGGAAUUAAAGAAGAAAGAAAAACUAUCCAGACUGAAAUCCGACACAAAUGAUGAAAACAGACCUAUCGCUGAGAAACUUUACACAGAAUUACCGGAGACGUCGUUCACGCGCAGCAUCAGCAACCCGGAGGCGGUGAUGCGAAGGCGACGCCAGCAGAAGCUCGAGCGGAAGUUACAACAGUUUCGCUCUAAAGACGGCGGCCCCGAUACUGGCGGCACGCUGAAGAUCUACGGGUCGUCGCUGAGCCCGGACGUGCCGUACAAGACGCUGCUGCUGUCGGUGGGCGACGGCGCGGCGGCGGUGGUGCGCGAGGUGCUGGACAAGUACGGCCUGGCGCGCCACGAGCCGCACCACUACUGCAUAGUGCAGGUGGAUACGGCUGAUAACUCGGAGUACAUAUUGGAAGACGACGAAUGCCCUCUCGCCAUCGUGAUGACGCACCCACAUCGCAGCUCCAUCAUGUUCCACGUGCGGCGGCGGCCGGCGGACGCGCAGCCACGGCGCCGGAAGAAGAAGGUCGGCGGUGGCGGCGGGGCGCGCCCAGGCACCGAGCCUCUGCUCGUCGAGGUCGCGCCCGACGGCACCGCGCUCGAGAACGGCCGCCGCAUGCGCCUCACUGACGUGCUCGAGGUGGGUUCAGGAAACGGAACAGCUCUGCAGCUGUACGGACCUUCGAUCCAGCCGCGCCACUGCGUGAUCGCAGCCGCGGAGGGCGGUGGCUAUAGCGUGACGCCGCUGCACACCGACGCACACGUCUACGUCAACGGACGUCGGAUCAUGCACACGCAGCGCUUACAGCAUGGAUGCCUCCUCAAGUUCGGACGUGUCUCCACAUUCCGUUUUGUGGACCCAGCACAGGAGACCCUCAUGAACAGGAAUCUAGCCCAAUCACAGAAUUACGGUUCCGGUUCCAUAUAUGACAGAUCGCCGACGUCACCCGAGAAUAGCGGUGCGAUGUCGCCUACUUCACUCGCAUCCCACCACGCCGAUCUCGACUCCAACUCGAACGCAAAUAUCACAAACGACACGGAAUAUCCAGGCACCGUGAGUCCCGUGUCGCACGACACGUACGGGUACAGAGACGGCAAUGACACCCUCUCACCUUACAACAACAACAACACGCUGAAACUCGACAACGAAUCUCUCAUGAUGUCGCAACACCUUAGCGAUUCUAAAGAUGAUUAUAUGAGGGAUGAGCCGUCGGGCUCGGUCUACAACGAACAGGACCAGAGCACGGGUGCAAGUCGAACAGGCUCACAGUACAAGGAUAAUUACGAAACAACAUUCGAUUUGGAUGGGAACGUCGAGACGAAGAGCAUAUGCAGCGCGAAAAGCGGUGGUUCGGGUCACGAUAAUAGAGUGGCGAACGCUCGGGGUGCGGGAGUUGCGGGGGGUGCGGGGCCAGGCGCGGAGGCGAUCCUGCCGGCCGUGCUGGAGUUCCCGGAGGCGGGGCAGGCGCAGUUCCUGGCCGCCGUAAUCACGCGCCUAGACCCGCACGCGCCCGCCUUCAAGCUCGCGCCCGUCUACACGCUCUACCUGUGCGCACGGUAUCGUGCGUCUACGCACUACCGGCCAGAGUUAACUCCGACGGAGCGGGCACACAAGCUCACGGCAUUUCUUCACCAUGUUGCCACGCUCAUACACGCUACUGUACAGGAAAGAUGCACAGAUUCCGCAGCCCAGGCGUUCUGGAUGGCAAACGCCAGCGAAUUGCUUCACUUUCUCAAAUGCGACAGGCAUAUAUCUUCUUUCUCGACGCAAGCUCAAGAACUGUUGCCACAAACCGUCCAAAAUGCAUUUAGCAAUCUAGUGACGUGCUUCCAAGAGGAGCUGGGGCGCGCGCUGGUUACGCUGAACAGCGCGGCUGCGGCGGACGCCACGGAGGCCACGGCGCCCACGCUGCAGGCGCUGGCCGCCGCCAUGGUGCUGCUGCGCCGCUGCCGCGUCAACGCCGCGCUCACCAUACAGCUCUUCUCGCACCUCUUCCACUACAUCAACGCGUACUGCUUCAAUAAGCUGGUGAUGGAAGCGGGCAUGGUGAGCGCCCGGUGGGGAGCAGCGCUAGCGGCGCGGCUGGCGCUGCUGGCCGCCUGGGCCGAGCGCCAGGGCCUCGAGCUCGCCGCCGACUGCCACCUCGCGCGCACGCACCAAGCCGCACGCCUGAUCCAAGGCGAGUACCGCACUCCUGACGAAGUGAGGGCGGCAUUAUCAGCGUGUGUUAAGCUCAACUCCGUGCAAGUGCGUGCAUUGCUGACGCCUAUCGCACCACCUGAUAUUGUAGAAGCUGCCGUGGCACAUGCAAGAGCAUUGGCUGACGAAUUAUACAGGGCUGACGGGAGAGAGAUCGUUGCGGAGGAGAGCCGGUGGCUGGGCGCGGCGCUGCUGAUCCCGGGCGACGGGUUCAGCGCGGAGGUGGUGCGCGGCGUGCCGCCCGGGCUGGCCGAGUUCGUGGCGCCGCUGCAGCGCGGCGCGCUGUGCCGCCUCGUGCACCAGCCGCGCGCGCUCGGCGCCUGGACCGUGUACCUGGCCGGCCACGCGCCGCACGCCGCGCACGCGCCGCACGCGCCCCACGCGCCCCACGCGCGCCCGCUCAUCGUGCGCCUCAACAAGAACUCCUCGGGCAUGGGCCUCAGCAUCGUCGCCGCCAAGGGCGCGGGGCAAAGCAAGCUGGGCAUCUACAUCAAGUCGGUGGUGCCGGGCGGCGCGGCGGCGGCAGACGGCCGCCUGGCUGCCGGCGACCAGCUGCUCUCUGUCGACGGACACUCGCUCGUCGGCAUCUCGCAGGAGAAGGCAGCAGAAUAUCUGGUCCAAACUGGUCCAACGGUGACAUUAGAAGUGGCAAAACAGGGAGCUGUACUCCACGGUUUAGCAACGCUUCUCCAUCAACCCGCUUAUAACCAACGACAAGGUGGCGGCGGGGCCGUGCGGCGCGCGUCGGAGCGCGACCUGCCGGCGCGGCUGGCGGCCGAGCCCGUCAAGCCCAGCAAGAGCACGCCCGCGCUGCACCACGCCGCGCCGCCCGCCGCACCGCACCCCGCGCACCCCGCGCACCCCGCACACCCCGCACACCUCGCGCCCGCACCGCAACACGCACAGCCCUCGCAUAGCGGCACGCUGAGCGCGGCGGGUGCGGGGGGCGCGGCGGGCGCGGCGGGGCGGUCGCGCAGCAGCCACAACCUGAGCGCGGCCGCGCACGCCGACGCCUUCUACCAGAACCUCGCCGCCGUCGCCUCGCACCAGCACGCGCAGCAGGACAGAUGGUGGAACUAUCGCAGUGGCAGUCGUCCUCAGUCCGCUCAUUUUGCAGCAGGUGGUACGGAAUCACAGCCUGAUGCUUCUAUACAUCAACAGGCCAGCACAUCUAGCACUGCUAGUAUCAGGGCGGCUAAGUUAGCGGAAAUGUCAGAAGAAGUGACAAGACGACAGCAGCAGCAGCAACAACAACAACUGAUGUCCCAGCAGAAACAACUUACUCUGCCGCAUCAACACACCCAGCUUAACCAGCACCCAGGUCAACUUGGCCAUCAGAUGGGGCAAAUUCAACAUCCAAGUCAAAUGAGCCACCUAAAUAACCAGCUUGGACACCAGCCAGGCCAAAUUCCGAACCAAAUGGGUCAACCCAACUACCAAACAAGCCAACUCGACCUACAGUUAAAUCAACUUCACCAAACAAAUCAUCCCGGUCACCAUCCGAGUUCACUUGGUCAACAUUCGACUCAAUUGAAUCAAGGAGGUCAACACACUGGACAAAUGGGUCAACAAGCAGGUCAACUCAGUCACCAUCCCGGCCAACUGGGUCAUCACUUGGGUCAGCUGAGUCAAAGUCAGAUGCACAUCCACCAGAGCUCGAUGCAUUACCCUCAGCAGUCGUCGCCGCAAUUAUCCGCUGGUCAUCAGGGCCAGAACGUGCAGCAGUAUAUGCAUGUGCAAACUGUGCAGAGUCCUCCAUCCUCGUAUCACAACCAACAUAAUCAGCCGCAUAGAUACGACUGGCAUCCACCGGGUCCGCCUUCACCACAAAGAUCCCAACCGCCAAUUGCUCCCAAGCCACAGGGCACAAGGCGUUCGGAGAGUGAAGAAGAUCAGCUUCAACAGCAACUACAACAAUCACAAAUGACAACUACAGUGCAGCCAGAAGACGAGCGGUACGUGGCGAGCGCGCUGGAGCCGCCGGCGGUGUCGGUGUACCCGGCGGGCGCGGUGGGCGGGGCGGGCGGCGGGGCGGCGGGCGGCGCGGGGCGCGGCGCGGCGCACAACCCGUGGCAGCGCGAGGAGCGCGAGCGCCAGGCCGAGGCGCGCCGGGCCGCAGCACGCGCGCGCAGGUACGCACGCACGCAGUACUGUCGGGGCGGCGGGGCGGGCGGCGGGGCGGCGGGCGGCGCGGCGCACAACCCGUGGCAGCGCGAGGAGCGCGAGCGCCAGGCCGAGGCGCGCCGGGCCGCAGCACGCGCGCGCAGGUACGCACGCACGCAGUACUGUCGGGGCGGCGGGGCGGCGGGCGGCGCGGGGCGCGGCGCGGCGCACAACCCGUGGCAGCGCGAGGAGCGCGAGCGCCAGGCCGAGGCGCGCCGGGCCGCAGCACGCGCGCGCAGGUACGCACGCACGCAGUACUGUCGGGGCGGCGGGGCGGGCGGCGGGGCGGCGGGCGGCGCGGGGCGCGGCGCGGCGCACAACCCGUGGCAGCGCGAGGAGCGCGAGCGCCAGGCCGAGGCGCGCCGGGCCGCAGCACGCGCGCGCAGGUACGCACGCACGCAGUACUGUCGGGGCGGCGGGGCGGGCGGCGGGGCGGCGGGCGGCGCGGCGCACAACCCGUGGCAGCGCGAGGAGCGCGAGCGCCAGGCCGAGGCGCGCCGGGCCGCAGCACGCGCGCGCAGGUACGCACGCACGCAGUACUGUCGGGGCGGCGGGGCGGCGGGCGGCGCGGGGCGCGGCGCGGCGCACAACCCGUGGCAGCGCGAGGAGCGCGAGCGCCAGGCCGAGGCGCGCCGGGCCGCAGCACGCGCGCGCAGGUACGCACGCACGCAGUACUGUCGGGGCGGCGGGGCGGGCGGCGGGGCGGCGGGCGGCGCGGGGCGCGGCGCGGCGCACAACCCGUGGCAGCGCGAGGAGCGCGAGCGCCAGGCCGAGGCGCGCCGGGCCGCAGCACGCGCGCGCAGGUACGCACGCACGCAGUACUGUCGGGGCGGCGGGGCGGGCGGCGGGGCGGCGGGCGGCGCGGGGCGCGGCGCGGCGCACAACCCGUGGCAGCGCGAGGAGCGCGAGCGCCAGGCCGAGGCGCGCCGGGCCGCAGCACGCGCGCGCAGGUACGCACGCACGCAGUACUGUCGGAGCGGCGGGGCGGGCGGCGCGGGGCGCGGCGCGGCGCACAACCCGUGGCAGCGCGAGGAGCGCGAGGGCCAGGCCGAGGCGCGCCGGGCCGCAGCACGCGCGCGCAGGUACGCACGCACGCAGUACUGUCGGGGCGGCGGGGCGGGCGGCGGGGCGGCGGGCGGCGCGGGGCGCGGCGCGGCGCACAACCCGUGGCAGCGCGAGGAGCGCGAGCGCCAGGCCGAGGCGCGCCGGGCCGCAGCACGCGCGCGCAGGUACGCACGCACGCAGUACUGUCGGGGCGGCGGGGCGGGCGGCGGGGCGGCGGGCGGCGCGGGGCGCGGCGCGGCGCACAACCCGUGGCAGCGCGAGGAGCGCGAGCGCCAGGCCGAGGCGCGCCGGGCCGCAGCACGCGCGCGCAGGUACGCACGCACGCAGUACUGUCGGGGCGGCGGGGCGGGCGGCGGGGCGGCGGGCGGCGCGGGGCGCGGCGCGGCGCACAACCCGUGGCAGCGCGAGGAGCGCGAGCGCCAGGCCGAGGCGCGCCGGGCCGCAGCACGCGCGCGCAGGUACGCACGCACGCAGUACUGUCGGAGCGGCGGGGCGGGCGGCGCGGGGCGCGGCGCGGCGCACAACCCGUGGCAGCGCGAGGAGCGCGAGGGCCAGGCCGAGGCGCGCCGGGCCGCAGCACGCGCGCGCAGGUACGCACGCACGCAGUACUGUCGGGGCGGCGGGGCGGGCGGCGGGGCGGCGGGCGGCGCGGGGCGCGGCGCGGCGCACAACCCGUGGCAGCGCGAGGAGCGCGAGCGCCAGGCCGAGGCGCGCCGGGCCGCAGCACGCGCGCGCAGGUACGCACGCACGCAGUACUGUCGGGGCGGCGGGGCGGGCGGCGGGGCGGCGGGCGGCGCGGGGCGCGGCGCGGCGCACAACCCGUGGCAGCGCGAGGAGCGCGAGCGCCAGGCCGAGGCGCGCCGGGCCGCAGCACGCGCGCGCAGGUACGCACGCACGCAGUACUGUCGGGGCGGCGGGGCGGCGGGCGGCGCGGGGCGCGGCGCGGCGCACAACCCGUGGCAGCGCGAGGAGCGCGAGCGCCAGGCCGAGGCGCGCCGGGCCGCAGCACGCGCGCGCAGGUACGCACGCACGCAGUACUGUCGGGGCGGCGGGGCGGGCGGCGGGGCGGCGGGCGGCGCGGGGCGCGGCGCGGCGCACAACCCGUGGCAGCGCGAGGAGCGCGAGCGCCAGGCCGAGGCGCGCCGGGCCGCAGCACGCGCGCGCAGGUACGCACGCACGCAGUACUGUCGGGGCGGCGGGGCGGCGGGCGGCGCGGGGCGCGGCGCGGCGCACAACCCGUGGCAGCGCGAGGAGCGCGAGCGCCAGGCCGAGGCGCGCCGGGCCGCAGCACGCGCGCGCAGGUACGCACGCACGCAGUACUGUCGGGGCGGCGGGGCGGGCGGCGCGGGGCGCGGCGCGGCGCACAACCCGUGGCAGCGCGAGGAGCGCGAGGGCCAGGCCGAGGCGCGCCGGGCCGCAGCACGCGCGCGCAGGUACGCACGCACGCAGUACUGUCGGGGCGGCGGGGCGGGCGGCGGGGCGGCGGGCGGCGCGGGGCGCGGCGCGGCGCACAACCCGUGGCAGCGCGAGGAGCGCGAGCGCCAGGCCGAGGCGCGCCGGGCCGCAGCACGCGCGCGCAGGGACGCAGCUAUAGCACAGCUUUUAGCACUAGGGUCGUCACGCACUCCUGUACAAAACCAGCAGUUGCGCGCCUUGCAAUUGGAAAGAGACUUCGAACGCCGAGCUACACAACACGAACACGACGAAGCCGGUGGCGGGGAGCAGUGCGCGGACGAAGAAUGCGAGUCGCGUUCGAACUCGCGCUCGCCCUCGCCGCAGCCGCAGCCGCCACCCGAGCACGAGCGCGGCCAGUUCCAGCCGCAGCACCACCCGCAGCACCAGCCCCAGCUCCAGCCGCAGCACCCGCCACAACACCAGCCACCGUACCAGCCGCAGCACCCGCCGCAGCACCAGCCACAGCACCAGCAGCAGCCGCAGCCCCAUCCCCAGCAACAACCGCAGCCGCCCAAGUCCAUACUCAAGUCCAACCACCGCACUGACAUCACCAACGGAUAUGCCACCGACACGACCAUGGAAGAGAUCCGCAUGUCGGAGAUAACCGAGGGCGUGGCGGGGGUGAGCGUGUGCCCGCCGGCGCCGCCCGAACGCGGCUCGUCCUUCGCCGUGAUGGCGGGCCGCCGCGCGCUCUCGCCCGCCGCGUACGACGCGCCCGCGCCCGCGCCCGCCGCCGCCCCCGCGCACGCGCCCGCGCCCGCUCUGCUGCCCGCCUCCGCGCAUUUGCACGCACCCGUGCCCGCUGUUGCUCCGCAGUCACCGCUCAGUACGUCCCGCGACAAGCGCGUGUCGUUCCAUGAGCGUGCCGUCGCUCCCGCGAGCGCUUCCGGCCAUGAGAGUUCUCCGUCCCCCUCCCCCGUCCCCGCCUCCGGUCUCGCCGCCGCUCAAGUCGCCGCUCCACCGCCCACGCCGCCCACGUCUUCACCACCGCCACUCGACCCACCACCAAGGGAAGAUCCAGAUCGGUUCCUCGAGGAGGCGGAGAGCAUGCUGGGCAGCUCGGCGGCGGCCGGCGCGCACGUGCACACGCACACGCACACGCCCGGCGUCAUCGGCGCGCAGGAGGUCUACAGGGACCCGCGCACGCGGCGGCUGGCGGAGCAGCGCGCGCGCGCGGCGGCCGCGCCCGUGCCCGAGCAGCUCUCCUUCAAGGACAAGAUGAAGAUGUUCGCGCUCGAGGCCGGCGACCGCUCCACGCCCAAGGACAAGGUGAAAAUAUCACGAGCGCAACGCGACAUCGACGCUGUGCAUUGA
Molecule: messenger RNA, 8670 nt
Organism: Parnassius mnemosyne (clouded apollo)
Lineage: Eukaryota; Metazoa; Arthropoda; Insecta; Lepidoptera; Papilionidae
Source: the annotation of a GenBank genome assembly